Molecule: messenger RNA, 327 nt
Organism: Gaeumannomyces tritici R3-111a-1
Lineage: Eukaryota; Fungi; Ascomycota; Sordariomycetes; Magnaporthales; Magnaporthaceae
Exons: 3
Coding region: 1-327 (108 amino acids)
Source: RefSeq, a predicted model, not a curated record
AUGCCAAUAUAUUCCGAUAAUUGUACGGGGUCCUUUAAAUGUAUUUAUUGCAAGGACGUGGUCGGCAAUAAAGUGUUAAAAGCACGGGCGAAACCGCCCGGCAAAAAGCGGGAAGCGUUAAAUGCACGGGCGAAACCGCCCGGCAAAAAAGGAAAAAAAGGGCGCUGUUUAAUAAAAAAAAUACCGCAUCCGGCCCGAAUAAGCCCGGAUAAUUAUCGAAAGGGAUCGAAUAAAUUUAAAAAGGGCAUUUGCGACCUCGCACCGCUUAUAAUAACGCCCAACGCUACGUUAAGCACGUCGGAAAAGGCCGUUGGGCCACCGGAAUAA